GCUGCCAGUGGAUAUAUGCCCUCAUCCUCGCCUUGUCCUCGACCUCAACUGUCGUAUUGGGAUCCGCCAUUCCAGUGGCCCGAGAGCUGGACGUGCCGAGUUCGAACCAACCACCCACCGCUGUCGGAGGUGCGGGGUCGCCUGUCCACCACGUCGUUGAUCAGACAGAAGUCCAACACCGAGCCAUGCGCCGACGGCGGCGUGCUCAUCCAUGAUCAAUCACUGGCAAGCUGUAUAUCACAAUCCAGUACCUGCAUAUCACCUAAACCUCACCUCAUUCUUGUCACUUGA
Molecule: messenger RNA, 291 nt
Organism: Laccaria bicolor S238N-H82
Lineage: Eukaryota; Fungi; Basidiomycota; Agaricomycetes; Agaricales; Hydnangiaceae
Exons: 1
Coding region: 16-291 (91 amino acids)
Source: RefSeq, a predicted model, not a curated record